Jaculus jaculus (lesser Egyptian jerboa) is the source of this 1521-nucleotide messenger RNA. RefSeq names its product F-box protein 16 (gene Fbxo16). The record is from RefSeq and is a predicted model, not a curated record. NCBI's taxonomy places the organism in Eukaryota, Metazoa, Chordata, Mammalia, Rodentia, Dipodidae. The coding region runs from base 268 to 1278 and encodes 336 amino acids. Gene Ontology annotation, molecular function: protein binding. The transcript has 8 exons.
UCUGUGCCCAAUUUUGGAGCCAGCUCCUCCUGGAUUGUCCCGGCCAAUCAACAGACCCCACAUUGUUGCCUAAGAGAUCCCGGAUGCCAGCAAUCGGGUUUAUAGAUGGUGAUUGGACUGGUCGAAAGUGGGUGGGGGCUGGAAGGAGUCAAAGGAAAACCUACGACCCAGCGCAACUAUGGCAACCCCAGAGCCAGAGGCUUGAAGAAGGAGACGAGCUAAAAGAGGUGUAAUUUUUCUUAUGGAAGAAUAUCCAGGCCUUUCAUAAUGGCAUUUGCACCUCCAAAACACAUAGAUGGCUCCAAAAUGCAGACCAAGAUGAGCACCUGGACACCCCUAAACCAUCAGCUUUUGAAUGACCAGGUAUUUGAAGAAAGAAGAGCUCUGCUUGGGAAAUGGUUUGACAAGUGGACGGACUCUCAGAGAAGAAGAAUCCUCGUGGGCCUGUUGGAGCGCUGCUCCCUAUCCCAGCAGAAGUUCUGCUGUCAGAAGCUGCAGGAGAGGAUCCCGGCAGAGGCCCUGGACUUCACCGCGAAGCUUCCAAGGGUGUUAUCUGUCUACAUCUUUUCCUUCCUGGACCCACGAAGCCUUUGUCGUUGUGCGCAGGUGAGCUGGCACUGGAAAAACUUGGCUGAGCUGGACCAGCUCUGGAUGCUCAAAUGUUUACGCUUUAACUGGUACAUCAAUUUCUCUCCUACCCCCUUUGAGCAGGGGAUUUGGAAGAAGCACUAUAUUCACAUGGUGAAGGAACUUCAGGUUACCAAGCCUAAGACACCUCCAAAAGAUGGAUUCACAGUUGCCGAUGUUCGGCCAGUUGCCAGCAUGUCUCCAGAGGAAAGCCAGUCCCUUCCAUUAGCUCUCCGGUCCUCCUCUUUAAGAAAAAAGAAUAAUGCAGCAGAGAAAGAGCUUCCACCGUGGCGAGCCUCCGAUAAGCAUCCGACUGAUAUCAUCCGUUUUAAUUAUCUAGACAAUUGUGACCCUGAGUACAUCUGGCAAGGAAGAAAAAAGAAGAAUGAAGUGACCCCAGGUUUCAACCACCAGUCACCCAGUAAGAGAGACAAGCUGCGGGAUCGAGCCCGGCUAAGGAAAGCACAGUCGCUGAUGUACCUAGGUUCCAGUUCCCCUCCAAAAGCUCCAUCUCGUCUCGCUUGGCCUGCUCACCUAUCAGUGGGACCCUCGGCCCCCGAAGCAGCAACUAAAAUUCUCAUGGACUACCUUCAGAAGCCCCCUGGGCUCCCAUCACUCCCCAUGUUGGCUCCAGAGCCAAAGCUGAUUUGAGAAUGGGGGUGAAAGAGAUGGCUUAGCAGUUAAGACACUUGCCUGCAAAACCGAAGAACGCAUGUUCAAGGUUCCAGGCCCCAUGUAGCCGGAUGCAAAGUGACGCGUGCACGCAAUGUUGCACUUUCGCAUAAGGGGAUGCACAUGUCUGGAGUUUGUUCACAGUGUCUGAAAGGCCCUGGCAUGACCAUUUUCUCUCUCUCUCUCUCUCUCAAAAAUAAAAUAAAAUAAAAAAGAAUGGGA